UCCUCUUGGUUUUGGUGCCUGCAAGAAGGAGCUGUCAGCUAACGUUAGCUAGCUAAAAAAACACGGAACGAUUGACAGACAAGAACAGCGAAAGCACCAACGACAAAAAGCUGGUGCGUCAGAAGUAGGAGGCCCAAUUUACCGUUUCGUUUUUGUUUAGCUCAUUAUUAAUUUAAUUUAAAACAAACCCUACCCCCUCCUCACCCCAAUUUUUUUGUUUGUCCCAUAUACAUUAUUUUGUUUGUGAUACCUCCUCCAGCUUUGGGAGCAGCGAGGGGUCUUCAUGGCUGUUCGAAGAGGCCACAUCAGGUACCUAAAAGAGGUGUAUGACAUGUCCAACGGCUACGAGGAUCACAUGGGAGGAGGAGAUGAGGUGCCGGAUGCCAAGACCAACCUGAUAGUCAACUACCUUCCCCAGAGCAUGAGCCAGGAUGAGCUACGCAGCCUCUUCAGCAGCAUUGGCGAGGUGGAGUCCGCCAAGCUCAUACGGGACAAAGUGGCAGGUUUCAUAUGCGCGGCCGAGCUCUGACACCAUUAAAGACGCCAACCUGUACAUCAGUGGCCUGCCCAAGACCAUGACCCAGAAAGACGUGGAGGACAUGUUCGCUCGCUACGGACGCAUCAUCAACUCCCGUGUGCUGGUCGACCAGGCCUCGGGCCUGUCUCGGGGGGUGGCGUUCAUCCGGUUUGACAAGCGAGCGGAGGCCGAGGACGCCAUCAAAGACCUUAACGGACAGAAACCCCCCGGAUCUGCUGAGCCAAUCACAGUGAAGUUUGCUGCCAGUCCCAACCAGGCCAAGAACACUCAGCUCAUAUCGCAGCUCUACCACAACCAGGGACGCCGCUUUGGAGGGCCAGUUCACCACCAGGCUCAGAGAUUCAGGUUUUCUCCCAUGUCUGUGGACCAUAUGAGCGGUAUGUCUGGGGUGAGUGUGCCGGGGAACGCCACCGCUGGCUGGUGCAUCUUCAUCUACAACCUGGGCCAGGACGCCGACGAGGGCAUCCUGUGGCAGAUGUUCGGGCCCUUCGGCGCCGUCACCAACGUCAAGGUCAUCCGCGACUUCAACACCAACAAGUGCAAAGGCUUCGGCUUUGUUACCAUGACGAACUACGAGGAGGCCGCCAUGGCGAUCGGCAGCCUCAAUGGUUACCGCCUUGGGGACAAGAUCCUACAGGUGUCGUUCAAGACCAGCAAAGGCCACAAGUAGAGAGAAAUGGUGGGGGGGAUAGAGGGAGGAGAGAAACCUCACGCCAGGCUUCUAAUAUGGAGGGUAAAUUGCCACAGUUUGACAAAACAAACUUGUUUUUAGCGUUCUCACUAAGCCCAUUCUCACUUUGCAUCUUUGUACUAGUCUAACAGAGAGUCUAGGCUGAGUUUGAUAUUUCUCUUGUUUUGUUUUUUUACUCAUGAUUUGGGAUGUUCCAAACGCAGUUAUCAAUGUCCAUCCUGAUAUGGUGACCAAUUUCACAAUUCAAGACUAGAUUGUUUUUCCUGUGAGACUAAACUAGUGUCACUAUGUGCCAUAUGAAUGGUAGGACCACGGUAGGGACUUGGAGAAGGAUGUGCUACAGUCAUACGUCUAGUCCCUCACUGUAGUAGGAAGCAUGCUGUCUUAGAUGCUGUUUCCAGUGUAGAAAUAGAUGCCUUAAGUUACCACCCGCACACCCUGUCAAGCCAUCCACUGUCUCCAACCAUUCUAAAUGAAAAGCCCUUUUUAAAUCCUUAUUGUAUAAUGUCAGCCGUUUUGACAAACCAUGCAUUGGUCUUCUCUCACCUUGCAGAAUCCGUUUUAUACACAGCAAGUUAGGUACUGAAUGGUACCAUUACAUAGCAGCGCGUGUGUCCCGUUUUUGGGGGUCUUUUAACAGUUGAAUCUCUGAGAGGCCAUGUAAAAAGGUCUGUAGAUUUUAAAGUAGGAAAGUGUUUAAGAAGGACCAAAGAAAUGGAAGGAUAUGCUCUAACUGCCCCAGGGCCCGUAUUCACAUGCUGAUCUAGGAUCAGUUUGGCCUUGUCGAUCCUCGAUCAGCAUUCAGUCCUCUGAGAAGCUUUGUGAAUAGGGAAAGAUGCUUACUGUUAUGACUCAUUUCUCCUCACCAGUAAUAGUUUGGGCAUCUGAACAACCGGUACGAACUCUGAAUCUAACACAGUGGAGCAACACUGCUCUCUCUCUCUCAUCCAGUUUUCUGUUUUUGUAUAUAAAAACAAAAGUUGUCUAUCUUUUGAUGUUUUUCGUGAAUUUUCUUUCUGAGAGACUAACUUUUCUUUUUCCGUCGAAGCGUAGAUUACUCAUCGGAGAGUUGAAGAGCAUUUAAUUUUUACUGCUCAUCUCGAGCUAAAGAAGAAUUUAUGGCCUUUGUGAUUUAUUUUUGUUGGUAUAGAUUUGUUUUGAUUGUUUUACUUUGCAUAUGCAAUUAUUAAAUUUUAGUUAGAUUUGACUCAA
This is a messenger RNA of Oncorhynchus masou masou (cherry salmon), 2441 nucleotides long. RefSeq names its product ELAV-like protein 1. Bases 432 to 1208 code for a protein of 258 amino acids. NCBI's taxonomy places the organism in Eukaryota, Metazoa, Chordata, Actinopteri, Salmoniformes, Salmonidae. Gene Ontology annotation, cellular component: ribonucleoprotein complex. The record is from RefSeq and is a predicted model, not a curated record. Gene Ontology annotation, molecular function: RNA binding. The transcript has 6 exons.